Messenger RNA from Mucor mucedo, 290 nucleotides. RefSeq lists its product as uncharacterized. Bases 96 to 290 code for a protein of 64 amino acids. The transcript is spliced from 2 exons. The record is from RefSeq and is a predicted model, not a curated record. NCBI's taxonomy places the organism in Eukaryota, Fungi, Mucoromycota, Mucoromycetes, Mucorales, Mucoraceae.
AUUUCGUUCCUCGCUGACAGACCUUGUGGUGUCCAUGCAAGUCCUUUCCUUUCCUUGAACUCUCUUCAUUGUCUUACCACAUAAGAAACUAAAAAAUGCCUCGUAAAGUCACGGUGUAUAUUACUGAGCCACCUGGCGAUGGACUUGAAAAGAGUCGAAUUCGGUUCCGUGAAUAUGCCAACCCACAGACGAAACAUGCUAUUCCUGUUUCAGGUGCUGUCGAUUACGAUAUCAAAGAAGCUAAAUCACCUGGCCAAAUCGAAACGUCUGUCAUGGAAGAAAUCGUUUAA